Pieris brassicae (large cabbage white) is the source of this 1278-nucleotide messenger RNA. Its product is annotated as synaptogenesis protein syg-2-like. NCBI's taxonomy places the organism in Eukaryota, Metazoa, Arthropoda, Insecta, Lepidoptera, Pieridae. The record is from RefSeq and is a predicted model, not a curated record. The transcript has 10 exons. The coding region runs from base 1 to 1278 and encodes 425 amino acids.
AUGGCUCCCGAGUACGUUACCAGCCUUUUAAGAAUUGUACGGCCAGCUCACGUAACGGCGAUGGCAGGUAAUACGGUAUUUCUUCCAUGUGAAACUCAGCCCAGUGCUCAAGACAAGGUGGAGAUGGUGCUGUGGUUCAAAAAGGCUAAUGGGCAACCUAUUUACACUUAUGAUGUGCGCGGGCGCCCAAUGAGUCAGCCGAUAUCGUCAUUCAGUGCAAUUGGUACUCGAGCCUACUUCCACGCCACGACCACCCCUGCUAUUCUUUUAUUGGAACAUGUGACUCCAGCAGAUAAUGGAAUUUACCGGUGUCGUGUAGACUUCCUAACUUCACCAACACGAAAUUAUAGCUUUAAUUUGACAGUCAUAACUCCACCGAAUCAACCGACUAUAAUUGAUGCAAGGACGCAGGACUCAAUUCGUUUGUUGGAACCAUAUAAUGAAGGAGACACGAUCGAGCUAUUGUGUGAAGUAAAUGGAGGAAAUCCACGGCCACGUCUCAUAUGGUAUUUAGAAAACACAAUAAUAGAUGAGACGUUUGAAGAAGAGGACAAUGGAGUUACCAGCAAUGCAUUAACAUUCCCAAGAUUGGGACGAGAGCAUCUUAAUGCUAGGCUUAGUUGUCAGGCCUCCAACACAAACUUAUCGUCACCGCCGAGCAAACUUCUUAUCCUGAACAUUAACUUGAGGCCUCUAAGUGUGCAGAUAGUGAGGAAACAAGAACAGCUUUCUGCUGACCGAAGUUAUGAUGUGGAAUGCAUCGUAACUGGGUCUCGUCCUGCACCCCAAAUUACCUGGUGGAUAGGUUCGAAGCCUCUAAGAGAUAAUGUCAUAAAUUUUUCACAGUCAAACUUGACCCGAAGUGUGCUGCAGCUAGUGCCAAAAGCACAAGAUCAUGAAAGAAUGCUGAUUUGCCGUGCUGAGAAUCCUCAUCUCAGGGCAAAGAGCCUUGAGGACACAUGGAAAUUAGCCGUUCAAUAUGUACCAAUAGUCAGCCUCAAAAUGAGUUCUAGCAAUAACUCGAAUCACAUCACGGAAGGAGAUAACGUUUACUUGGAAUGCACUGCACGAGCCAAUCCUCGUCCUAGUAAAUUCUUUUGGUUCAAACAGGGUAUACAAUUAGAGCAAGACACCAGCGCAGGGGUUUUUGUAAGCGAGCAAAGCCUGGUGCUGCUAAAUGUCAUUCGCAACGGUUCCGGAGAGUAUAAAUGUGCAGCACAGAACGAUGAAGGAAAAGCUACAAGCAACCCAGUUAAUUUACAAGUUAGAUGGCAGUAA